Molecule: messenger RNA, 2949 nt
Organism: Harpegnathos saltator (Jerdon's jumping ant)
Lineage: Eukaryota; Metazoa; Arthropoda; Insecta; Hymenoptera; Formicidae
Exons: 3
Coding region: 1-2949 (982 amino acids)
Molecular function (GO): catalytic activity; zinc ion binding; nucleic acid binding
Source: RefSeq, a predicted model, not a curated record
AUGGAGGAAUUUCAAGAUUGUACUUCCAACAGGAAAUACAAGGCGGAGAUUACAAGGCUAACGGAACACCUGGAGGAGGCUCCCUUCCGUGACAUAACAGCGACAAUUCUGGAAGCGUCUGCCAAAGUCCUCGGUUUUUCGCAGAAGUCGAAAAGCCUAAAGGGAACCCAUGUAAAGGUCCUCAGAGACGCUGCCGCAGCCAUAACAGCAGGAGCAAAUGUCCUGGCCAUGCAAAUGGCACAGGACAAAUGCGGAUGCAAUCUGGACCUAAUAGAAGAACUGCGGACGGAAAAUGUAGGUCUGAAGACGUCGCUGAAGGAGGUCAGAAAAGAAUUAGAGGAGGUAAAGGAAAUGCUUCGAGGUAUACGGGAGGCACCGCUGCAAGUAGCGGUAUCCUCCCCGCCCUCGAAGCAGCCAGGAAACGCGGACCAGAGUUUAAAGAAAGCACAACUACACAUGGCGGGUGCUCCCUCGCCCCUGGUCCGCGUAGAGAAGGAAAGGGCGAUCACCCCACCUAUGGUGGACAUGAUGGAGGAGGAGGAGAUCCCAGUUGGAGUAAUAGAAGUCCAGAAAGGAUUGAUCCCGAGAGAAAAGAGACGCCCGAUAAAGGAAGCCAGGGUCGCAAAAGCAGCAGAGGCAGGCCCCAAAAUUAGGGAGGAUAUCCUACUUAACAAAAAAGUAAGGCUAGAAAGGAAGAAGGAAGAGCCAACGAAGAAAGGGCUAGAAGAGGAAGUAUCCAAAAUGGUGUUUAAAGCCCUAAAUAAGUGGUCAUCGCAAGAGAAGGAAACUCCCAAACGAGGGGCCAGGAAGGGCAACAAAGAAAGUAAAGGAAAAGAAAUGGAGAAAGAGUCGGUACCACACGAAGGAAACAAAUACAUGCAGGAGUACCCUCAGUUGCCACCCACAAGAGCACAAAGGAGAGAGCAUCAAGAGCAAAUUGAAAAGGAGGGAGCACCCACAUCACAGGGAGAAAAGUGGUCCAAGAUCAAGACCAGAAUGGGGGCUACCGGAGCCCUGAUACUCGAGAUACCGGGAGAGGAAAGGGGAAAGCAGGCGGACUUACUGGCGGAAAAACUAAAGGAGGUUUUGACUGACAGAGCCAAAGUCAGUAGGCCGCAAAAGAUGGGAGAGCUGCGAAUUAAAGGGAUGGAGAUUUCAACCACGGAGAGUGAAGCAGCGGAGGUAGUGGCGAGAGUGGGAGGAUGUAGAGUAGGAGAGGUCAAGACCGCGAAAAUGAGGGAGGCGUGGAAUAGAUAUAGAACGCUAUGGGUACAAUGCCCCCUCGCGGCGGCGAAGAAAGUUGCCGAAUUAGGCAACAUUAAAAUAGGUUGGACGCAGACCAAAGUAGAACUUCUACAGGCAAGGGCCCUUCAAUGUUUUAAAUGCUUGGAAAGAGGGCACGUGCAGAUUAAUUGCACAAGUAACAGCGAUAGAAGAGCCAACUGUUAUAGAUGCGGAGAACCCGGACACCUGGCUCGGGACUGUAGUUCAAGAGCCAGGUGUCAAAUCUGUGAGGAGGCCGGUGUCAAAUCAGGACAUAGAAUGGGGGGACCAUCCUGCCGUUCCCCCAAGGGAAAGAAGAAAAUCUCUGGGGAUGCGGUGGAAGGGGGGAACCUGCACCGCGCCCGCCAAGCGCUCCCUUUGUUUGAGCACACGAUGACGGAGCGCGGUGCAGGAUUGGGUAUAGCGGCAGAGCCCCAUCAUGUCCCCAGGAACCAUAGAUGGUUCGGGGAUGAAGGGGGCUCUGUCGCUAUAGUUUGGAAGGCGAGUAAUAACUCACCCCCCGCGAAAUACGUGGAUCGCGGUAGGGGUUUCGUUGUGGCCAGGUGGGGAGUCGUCACCGUGGUCGGGGUGUACCUCCCCCCAGAAAAGAGCCUGGGCUUGGUUGAGUACAAGUCCAGGCUCCAAGAAAUGGGAGAUGUCAUCAAGAGACAUCUCCCGGGUCCUGUCAUCGUUGCCGGCGAUUUUAACGCCAAGUCGGAGCUAUGGGGCUCCCGGCGCGAUGACAGGAGGGGGGAGGUAACAGCGGAUUGGGCCGUGGGCCUAGGUCUGCACAUUAUGAAUGAUGGAAAAAAAUUUACGUUCGUGGGGUCGAGGGGGGAGUCUAUUAUCGACCUGUCUUGGGCAACCCCCUCGGCCCUGCGAAGGGUGCGGACCUGGAGGGUGGCGGAAGAGCUAGAAUCACUGUCUGACCAUCUCAUAAUAGAGAUGGAGCUCUCCGUCACUCCCGAUGGCCUACGGCCCCGCAAUACGGACGGACCCCGGCCCGGUAGAUGGGCACUAGCCCAGUUAAACAGGGAAGACCUUGAGAUCUCCCUCAUGGGCUCCACCUGGCCACAAUGGAAGGACGGGCAGGACCUUGACUCUGAGGUCAUGGAGGUUAUGCAGGUUCUCGCACUCGCGUGUGAUGCCUCCAUGCCCAGAGUCAGGGCCUGCCCAAAACGAUGCGCCUGGUGGUGGACCGACCAAAUUGCCGCGUUGCGGCGGAGGUCGGUCCACCUCAGGCGCGCGUUCCGAGCAGUGCGUAGGGACGCGGACCCUGAGGUCACUCUGGCCGCCCGGCGGGAGUUCUGCGCAGCCGCGAAAGAACUCCGGAACGCCAUAGGGGUGGCCAGAGGAAAGGAGUGGGACGACCUCCUCCUUUCGCUAGACGCGGAUCCGUGGGGGCGCCCAUACAGGAUGGUCAUGCAAAAGCUGAGACCAUGGGCGCCCCCUUUGACGGAGACGCUCGACUCCCGGUUCCUGGGACGGGUGAUGGGGACCCUAUUCCCGGUUGAGGGGGACAACCCCAUCACCCCGUAUGUAACCCCAUCCCCGAACAUCAGGGGGAGGUUCCGGAAGUCACCGAGGAGGAGGUGGCCGAGGCUACCAGGCGGGUCAAGAGCAGGAAAGCUCCGGGACCCGAUGGUAUCCCCGGCCGUGUCCUCACCCUGGCCUCAGGGUAUAUGA